UAGAGAUCAAAUUAAAACCAAACACAAACGGUUAGCUUUGCCUAACAAAAAACAGUCCAAUGACUGCAAUUUCCAAGCUUAUAUUUGAACGCUUGGAAAUUGAGACCAGCCGCCCUCAGCUGAUUGCUCAUACCCUCCUCAAUAUCAAUUUAUGCAUCUUUAUAUACGUCGUCUCCUAGUUCAUCUCAUUCCACUGUCAUUUAGUUCAUCAGUGUGUGAGAGAUGAAUCCCAGAAGCUAUGCUUCUACUUCUUGGCCUUUCAUAGCCUUUGUUUAUGCAGUUACUAUCAGUGAAUUUGUGAUUGUGAGUGAGAGCUCAUAUUCCACAUCUUAUGAAGAUCGCUUCAUGAGACGCCUUGAUCCAUCUCGUCUGCACAAUUAUCAGUACAAUGGCCUCUCUUCUGCAUCUCCUUCUCACACUUAUCCUUCUCAAUCUCAUCUCACGCCACUAUCGGGAUCGCGUGUUUAUCACGUGGUUGCCUAUGGAGCUGAUCCUACUGGGGAAUCUGACAGCACCGAGGCGAUAGAGAAAGCCAUCUCUGAUGCAUUUCGGUAUCCCACGGAUGCUCACUUGAUGAAAGGCAUUUUAGACCUAGGAGGUUCUCAAAUUCACCUAGAUGGAGGGACUUACAAGAUCAGUCGCCCCUUGCGCUUACCAGACAUAGCGGCUGGCAAUUUCAUGAUACAUGGAGGAUCACUACGCGCAUCGGAUUCUUUUCCAAGUGAUGGCCAUCUAAUAGAAUUAAGGUCGUCGUCACCCUCUGUAAUGUAUGAAUAUAUCACACUCAAGGACUUGAUGUUAAACUGCAAUUUCAGAGGAGGUGGGAUAGCCAUUGUCAACUCACUGAGAACUACAGUAGAUAACUGCUACAUAUCACACUUCAUGAGCGAGGGGAUAGUAAUUGAAGGUGGGCAUGAAAGUUACAUAAGAAACUCAUUCAUUGGGCAGCACAUCAACAUGGGUGGAGACCGAGGUGAAAAGGACUUCUCAGGGAUUGGAGUGAAAAUGAUCGGAAAUGACAAUGUGUUGAGGGACAUAGUAAUAUACUCGGCAGAGAUUGGAGUGAUGGUGUUGGGACAAGCUAAUGUGUUAAUGGGAGUACAUUGCUACAACAAGGCGAGGGGAUUGGGUGGGAUCGGAAUUUACGUGGGGUCACCUGGUUUUACACAAACAAGGAUAGUGAAUUGCUACUUGGAUUACACAGGAGUGGUGGUGGAGGACCCAGUUCAAGUGCAUAUAACAGGAUGCUUCUUCUUAGGGAAUGCAUUGGUUGUACUGAAAUCGAUAGGGGGAGUAAUAAGUGGACUGAAUAUUGUGGAUAACAUGUUCUCGGGAGAUUAUACAGGGGUGAGAAUAGUUGAGUUGGAUGAAUCCAAGACUCCCUUCACUAGAAUUGAUCAAGUGGUGGUAGAUAGAAAUAAUGUUCGUGGGAUGGUGGUUAAAACGACGGUGGGAAGAGGAUCCACAAGGGCAAAUGGAACGACUUGGACGGUUGAUUUCUCAAGCCUAUUGUUAUUUCGUAACCUCAUAAAAAAUGUAGGGUACUCAUUGGAGAUGGAGCAGACUCAGGGUCAGGGUCAGGGUCAAGGUCAAGUUCAGGUAUUUCCAAACCAUGCCUUAACUAAUGUAUCGCACAACCGAGUAACUGUCCAGUCGAAUGUGGCAGUAGCAGCUACGUUACAUGUUCAAGUACACCAAACAACCUAUGCUUCGUGAUACAUACUAUUUUAAUUAGUUUUCUGGCCUCACAUAAAAUCGAAAUGAAAGCUUAAUUCAUUGUUUCUUGGUUCAUCAAUUGAUGUAUAGUAUACUAGUAAAGUAAAAGAAACGUCUUCAGUGUAUUCAGUUAUUGUUGAGAAUGAGCACUUCAGUUGUUUUAAUAUUA
This is a messenger RNA of Cucurbita moschata (crookneck pumpkin), 1885 nucleotides long. RefSeq names its product polygalacturonase QRT3-like. Bases 223 to 1716 code for a protein of 497 amino acids. Lineage: Eukaryota; Viridiplantae; Streptophyta; Magnoliopsida; Cucurbitales; Cucurbitaceae. The transcript has 3 exons. The record is from RefSeq and is a predicted model, not a curated record. Gene Ontology annotation, molecular function: polygalacturonase activity.